Molecule: messenger RNA, 384 nt
Organism: Leptosia nina
Lineage: Eukaryota; Metazoa; Arthropoda; Insecta; Lepidoptera; Pieridae
Source: the annotation of a GenBank genome assembly
AUGCCUUCAAUAACGAAAAUGCACAGCGGCGACUUAUUACAAAGUUAUUACUUAUAUUCAGCUGUAUUAGCUUUGAAGCUGCUGGCUCUAAGACCGUUGGCAUCUAUAGUAUGUCACCCGGAGAAAGUGCAGCGAGCCAACAUAAGCGACUUGAAGAAUUUGACUCCGUUCUGGUUGGUGGCUGGACUAUAUAUGACUACAUCUCCUGAUCCUGUUACCGCUUUAACUCUUCUGAGGGCCUUUGUCGUGGCUCGACUGGUUGCAGCUGUUGGCUAUAUAACAAGAAUACCUACAAUGCUGAAGGAAUUAGCAUUUUUCGUUUCAUUUACAAUAACCGCUUACAUGGGUGCGUGUGUCGUUAUAGAAUAUAAAAAUGCAAUUUAA